AUGAAAAAACGAGCAGCUAUAGAAACUUUACCGAUCUCCCAAAUAUAUUCACAAGAAGUUGUAAAAACUCGUGUUAAUAAUCCUGAUAUGGACAUCGGCUCAAUUUCUCCAUUAUUAGAUAGUAUUGAUUCAAGUUCAUAUCGCAAACGUGCUAAAAAUGAUCCAAAUAUACCAAAAGGUAUUCAUGAUCUUAUAAUUCCAGAUGGGUGGAAACUUGGUUCUCUGGGCGAACCUUUUCUUCUGGUCGAUGAGAUUUGCAUGGAAUUUUGUUUUUUUCAUUUGAAAUAUUUUACUUAUGUUAUAGAUGGUCAAGAUCGGCUUCUUAUGUUUGCUUCAAAUUCGAGCAUACAAUUCUUAAGUUCUUGUAGUCAAUGA
Messenger RNA from Rotaria sp. Silwood2, 375 nucleotides. NCBI's taxonomy places the organism in Eukaryota, Metazoa, Rotifera, Eurotatoria, Philodinida, Philodinidae. The record is from the annotation of a GenBank genome assembly.